UUUUAUUGUGCAAGGGGAGACUUAGUUUUCAGGCAAUAAGAAUAUGGCACCACUUAUGAAGAGCAUUUUGCAUUUUCUUCAUCCUUCUUCUCAUCAUGUCCAUGAAAUGUACAGGGCCUGUUAUUUCAUAUGCAAUGGGUGCAGGGGAAUGGGCUAUGGCGCCAGAUACAGGUACAUUCCUUGUUACUUUGACCUGCAUGAAUGCUGCGCAACCUGCCGUGAAUCCCUACCACAGAGCCACGUACACCCAGAGCAUGGCUUGGAGAGGGAAGUGCACGAGGAAGACAACAUAAAUGACAACAUUCUGCUCUGCGAUAUAUGCAAGACCCAAGUUUUGAAAUUGUUCUACACAUGCAAGCACUGCGACUUCGAUGUGCAUCCGUUGUGCUCGAAAUUGCCUUGUAACGUAUUGCAUAACGAGCAACCCCACCUCCUGAAGCUUCUCCCCAAGCCAGUUGUUGGUGAGUCUCUCAAAGGCUCGGAUUCUUGCCUCGAGUGCCGCAAAAAGUGUUUGUUUUCAUGCUUCCAUUGUGCUCCUUGUGGUACAAAUCUGCACCUCCUUUGUGCCUUCAAUCUGGCUAUCGAUGCACCCCCACCCUUGCAUUUUCGGAAAGGUUGUAUUCCUCACCUUGGCUCCGAAGGGCGUUCAGGUUCUCAUGGUGAACAAAAUAAAAAAGAUGAAAAGAAAGAGACGGUUUUGAAGAGAUUGGAAGAAGUGUCCUUAAGAAUAGUGCCACAUUAGGAGGGGAAAUCAAAAUUUGUCAAUAAAUUGUAGUGUGUGAGCAUUUUGUUUCAAGGUCUAGGAACUCAGCCAUUGGCACCAUGGCAUUUAUAGGUUUUGGGAGUUUGCUUUGUGUUUGGCUGUCUUGCUUCUUUUAGUUUCAAGAUGUGAAAUAAUCUCUGCAGGCCAAGCUUUCUAUGUUUCCCCUAC
Amborella trichopoda is the source of this 931-nucleotide messenger RNA. The record is from RefSeq and is a predicted model, not a curated record. NCBI's taxonomy places the organism in Eukaryota, Viridiplantae, Streptophyta, Magnoliopsida, Amborellales, Amborellaceae.